CCCUAGGACUCUCCAGGACUCUCCAGGAAGCUACAGGACCCUGCAGGACUCUACGGGACUCUAAAGGACUCUCCAGGACUCUACAGGACUCUGCGGGACUCUCCAGGACUCCCCAGGACCCCCAAGGACUCUCUAGGACCAUGGACGCUAAGGAGCUGGCUUAUCUCAGGAAAAAGAGGACAAAGAGAGAAUGGAAACCGCUGGUGGACCGGAGCUGCACCGACCUGCCCUGGUUCCUGCUCUUCACCGUCUUCUGCGUCGGCAUGGGCAGCAUCUGCGGCUUCACCAUCGUCACCGGCGGUGCCGCUCGCCUCGUCUUCGGAUACGACAGCUACGGCAACACGUGUGGUCAACGCAACGAGCUGAUCGAAGGCGUCCGGCUGAGCGGCCUCGACCACACCGACAGGAAGUUUGUCUUCUUCCUGGACCCCUGUAACGUGGACAUUGUCCAGAGGAAGAUCCGGUCUCUGGCGCUGUGUGUGUCUCUGUGUCCCCCCGAGGAACUGAAGACCUACCAGGACCUCAAGAGGUUCGCCAUGCUCAACGGUUCAGAGUUGUGUUCCUACGAGUUAGCAGGUCAUAAAUAUCCGGGUCUCCCUGAGAGGUUCUCCAAAUGUCCCAAACUUCCUGUUCCACCCAGUAAGCCAUUGCCGGUGUUUAACCGCUGCACUCCGGUGGAUAUUUCCUGCUAUGCGAAGUUUGCAGAGGCAGUCGUGACGUUUGUGGGUGAUAACAGCGUUCUGCACCGACUGAUCGCCGGUGUCGCCGCCAGUAAAGAGAUCAUCAUCGGACUGUGUGUGCUCGCUCUGGUCCUCUCGAUGAUCCUCAUGGUGAUCAUUCGUUACAUCUCAGCCGUCCUUGUCUGGAUCCUCACCGCGCUGGUCGUCCUCGGGUCCCUCGCGGGGACCAGCGUCCUCUGGUGGCUCUACAUUGACCACCGGCUCUACGGAAAUGACACCACCACUAAAGUGAAGGAGGAGGUGGAGGUCGUCAGAGACAGCGGACAGGCGCUGCUCGUCUACGCCGCCGCUGCCACCGUCUUCACCAUCAUCCUGCUGCUGCUGAUGCUGUUCAUGAGGAAACGAGUGGCGCUGACCAUCGCCCUGUUCCACGGCGGGAAAGUCUUCAUCCACCUCCCCCUCCUCACCCUGCAGCCCUUUGUCACCUUCCUCGCCCUCCUGCUCUUCUGGAUCUACUGGAUCCUGGUCCUGCUCUUCCUGGGAACCAGCGGGAACCCAGUCCAGAACGAGGAGACGGAUCUGACAGAGUUCAGACUGACGGGUCCUCUGCAGUACCUGACCUGGUACCACGCUGUGGGUCUGGUCUGGAUCACAGAGUUCAUCCUGGCCUGCCAGCAGAUGACCGUGGCCGGAGCCGUGGUCACCUACUACUUCACCAGGGACAAGAACCGGCUCCCGGUGACCCCGAUUCUGUCCUCCAUCCUGAGGCUGGUCCGGUAUCACCUGGGAACGGUCGCUAAGGGAGCCUUCAUCAUCACCCUGGUCAAGAUCCCUCGACUCAUCCUCAUGUACAUCCACAACCAGCUGAAAGGAAAGGAGAAUGCGUGUGCUCGCUGCCUGCUGAAAACUUGUAUCUGCUGUCUGUGGUGUUUGGAGAAGUGCCUCAACUAUCUCAAUCAGAAUGCAUAUGCAGCCACGGCCAUCAACAGCACCAGUUUCUGCACGUCUGCACGUGACGCCUUCGUGAUCCUGGUGGAAAACGCUCUGCGCGUCGCCACAAUCAACGCCAUUGGAGAUUUCGUGCUCUUCCUGGGGAAGAUCCUGAUCGUAACAACGACAGCGUUCGCCGGCGUCCUCCUCCUGAACUACCAGCGGGAUUAUGCCGAAUGGCUGCUGCCGCUGAUCAUCGUGUGUCUCUUCUCCUUCCUGGUGGCUCACUGCUUCCUGUCCAUCUUUGAGAUCGUGGUGGACGUCCUCUUCCUCUGCUUCGCCAUCGACACCAAGUACAACGACGGCACUCCGGGGAAGGAGUUCUUCAUGGACAAAGCUCUGAUGGAGUUCGUGGAGAGCAGCCGGCGGUUGGAGCGGGCUGAGCGUGGGCGGAGCCGGGUGAAGGAAGCGGUGUCGGAGGGAGCGGAGAUGAAGCCCAUGGUGAGUGACAGCGGAGGGGGCGUGGCCAGGCGGAUGAGCUCAUCGUCAGACGAGGUGGGGGUGGGGCUGGACGGAGGCGGGGGAGAGUGGGAGGACCUUCAGGAGUUCCAGGUGUACUACCUGCUGGUGGGGGUGCUGGUGGACUGGGUGCUGACGGAGCAGAGCGGCUUUGUCCUCUGUCUCAGCGAGGACGUCGUCCUCUUCCUCUGCGUCUACCUGCCCACCUCCACCCUCUUCCUGUUCGUCAGCCUUCUGCAAGCGCCAAGCCCCGCCCCCUCCACCCCCUGCACCAAAUCAGCCGCCGUCAUCGCCGCAAGCUAACACACAUGUGCUAACAGACACGUGCUAACUGAUGCAUGCUCAUCGAGGUGCUAACAGAUGUGCUAACUGAUGCAUGCUCACCGAGGUGCUAACAGAUGUGCUAACUGACGCAUGCUCACUGAUGCACACUGUCCCGAGCAUGCUGAUUGGAUGAACACUGAUGCAUGCUAACCUGACUCAUUCCCUUCAUCAUCAUCAUCAUCAUCAUCAACAUCAUCAUCAUCAUCAUCAUCAUCAAGGCUGCUUCUUCCUCAACAUCUGGGAUCAAAUUCCUCAUUGACUUUCAGUUUAUUUGUAAUUUAUUUUUUUACUUUUGUAUAUUUUAUAUUUUAAGUUAUUUUGCAGCUGUUUUUUCUGUUCGGCCUUAUUUUCUCACCGCGGUGCUUUCAAGGACUCCGCAGAUAAUCUGAUAACUCGGUUACGGAGGAUGCUUCAGGUUUGUGUUUACAUAUACAUUAUCUUUCUGAUUCUGGUUCAUUACGAUAUUCAUUUAGAUCCUGCUGCUCUUCCUUUCUUUGAGUCUGGGGGUCUUUUUUUGAGUCUAGAUCAGCAGUCAGCCAACUGAGGCUCUUUAGCUCCUCCAGUGGCUCCCUGUGGAUUUAUAAAAAUGGAAAUUAAUAACUGUUUUUUGUUAACAUUU
Molecule: messenger RNA, 3072 nt
Organism: Sebastes umbrosus (honeycomb rockfish)
Lineage: Eukaryota; Metazoa; Chordata; Actinopteri; Perciformes; Sebastidae
Gene: slc44a1b
Product: solute carrier family 44 member 1b
Biological process (GO): transmembrane transport
Cellular component (GO): membrane
Molecular function (GO): transmembrane transporter activity
Source: RefSeq, a predicted model, not a curated record